This is a messenger RNA of Manis javanica (Malayan pangolin), 4602 nucleotides long. It is a transcript of the gene CHRNA7, whose product is annotated as cholinergic receptor nicotinic alpha 7 subunit. Gene Ontology annotation, biological process: monoatomic ion transmembrane transport. Gene Ontology annotation, molecular function: acetylcholine-gated monoatomic cation-selective channel activity; transmembrane signaling receptor activity. The record is from RefSeq and is a predicted model, not a curated record. Lineage: Eukaryota; Metazoa; Chordata; Mammalia; Pholidota; Manidae. Gene Ontology annotation, cellular component: postsynaptic membrane.
GAGGCGGCUCAGCGGCCGCAGGCGCAGGCUCGGGUCGGCGGCAGAAACGCGGGGCGCGCGCCCGCUCUGGGUCCCAGUAUGAGCCGCUCGGUGUGGCUGGCGCUGGCCGCGUCGCUCCUGCACGUGUCCCUGCAAGGCGAGUUCCAGAGGAAGCUCUACAAGGAGCUGGUCAAGAACUACAACCCGUUAGAGAGGCCCGUGGCCAACGACUCGCAGCCGCUCACCGUCUACUUCUCCUUGAGCCUCCUGCAGAUCAUGGACGUGGAUGAGAAGAACCAAGUUUUAACUACAAACAUUUGGCUGCAAAUGUCUUGGACAGAUCAUUAUUUACAAUGGAAUAUGUCAGACUAUCCUGGUGUGCAGACUGUUCGUUUCCCAGAUGGCCAGAUUUGGAAGCCAGACAUUCUUCUUUAUAACAGUGCUGAUGAGCGAUUUGAUGCCACAUUCCACACCAACGUGCUAGUGAAUUCUUCUGGGUAUUGCCAGUAUAUCCCUCCAGGUAUAUUCAAGAGCUCCUGCUACAUCGACGUGCGCUGGUUCCCCUUUGAUGUCCAGCACUGCAAACUGAAGUUUGGGUCCUGGUCUUAUGGAGGGUGGUCCUUGGAUCUACAGAUGCAGGAGGCAGAUGUCAGUGGCUAUAUCCCGAAUGGAGAAUGGGACCUUGUGGGCAUCCCAGGCAAGCGGAGUGAGAAGUUCUAUGAGUGCUGCAAAGAGCCCUACCCGGAUGUCACCUUCACGGUGACCAUUCGCCGCAGGACCCUCUACUAUGGCCUCAACCUGCUCAUCCCCUGCGUGCUUAUCUCUGCGCUGGCUCUCCUUGUGUUCUUGCUCCCUGCAGAUUCAGGGGAGAAAAUCUCCCUCGGGAUCACGGUUCUACUCUCUCUCACUGUCUUCAUGCUGCUGGUGGCAGAGAUCAUGCCUGCAACAUCCGACUCAGUGCCCCUGAUAGCCCAGUACUUCGCCAGCACCAUGAUCAUCGUGGGCCUGUCUGUGGUUGUGACUGUGAUUGUGCUGCAGUACCACCACCAUGACCCCGACGGUGGCAAGAUGCCCAAGUGGACCAGAGUCAUUCUUCUGAACUGGUGCGCGUGGUUCCUGCGCAUGAAGCGGCCAGGGGAGGACAAGGUGCGGCCGGCCUGCCAGCACAAGCAGCGCCGCUGCAGCCUGGCCAGUGUGGAGAUGAGCACGGUGGCGGGGCCGCCCACUGCCAACGGCAACCUGCUCUACAUCGGCUUCCGUGGCCUGGACGGUUUGCAUUGCGCCCCCACCCCGGAUUCGGGGGUUGUGUGCGGCCGCAUGGCCUGCUCCCCCACGCACGACGAGCACCUCCUGCACAGCGGGCAGCCCUCUGAGGGGGACCCGGACCUGGCCAAGAUCCUGGAGGAGGUGCGCUACAUCGCCAACCGCUUCCGCUGCCAGGACGAGAGCGAGGCCAUCUGCAGUGAGUGGAAAUUCGCGGCGUGCGUGGUGGACCGCCUGUGCCUCAUGGCCUUCUCCGUCUUCACAAUCAUCUGCACCAUUGGUAUCCUGAUGUCAGCUCCGAACUUCGUUGAGGCUGUGUCCAAAGACUUCGCUUAACUCGGACUUGGUUCCCGAAGUGUAGAAAUUUUAGAGACGUGACAUUUUAGGCUUGGGGAGAAUCUGGGGUGCUAAUCCCACAGCAGCAUUCACCGUGAGGACUCCUGUGUACCUUAGCGCUGUCAAUCAUUUAUGUGGGUUACAGUGUCCUUGUUACAUUCAGCAAUAGGAUCUCAGUUCAUUUUUGUUUAGUCCUCUCAGAUAGGUUACUUGAUAUCCUUGGAGCAUCCUUGAGGUCAGCAGGACAUCUGAGAGGUCAUUUUGCCCACGCUUCACCGCCUGGUGAGCCCUUCAGAGAGGGUGGGUAGCUCAGCACUGCCAGGGGAGGCCUGUACAAUUGGUUUUGCAUGCCUGCAUGUUACUUGCCAUGAAAGCCUACAUGAAAAUUCAUAACAUUUUCUCUGUGUACAAACCUACAUUGAAACGACUAGUAAUAAUAAACCACACUCAGUAAAUCCAUUUAAGUAAUUGCUGAAAAAAAACAAACUGAAAACCUAACUGCUGGUUUUUCUGCAAUUCAGAUUUUAUUUUGCUUUGCCAAAGACAGUUGGUAGAGAGAAACAGUUUUACACUGUUGCCACUUUUUAAAGAAGAAAGAGGGAGACAUGGUUUGCUUUGUUCAUUAUGCUUUGACCAGUCUCAUUUCUGCCAGUCUAUGCUGUCAGGGGAAUCAGGAAGGACACAGGUAUGUGCUGGUUCUGAACUAGGACAGACCUAGUCAAGUCAAGGUGUUUUCCGUAGAUCCCAGACGACCCCCAAGCUUCCUGUGCUGCCCUCAAACACUGGGAAGUUGUGUGAGUCUGCUCUAUUCUGCAAAACCCAAAGGCCAAAUAGAGUUCUAUUAGAAUUACCAGCCCAAUGCAAUAGCUAAAGCUAAAUUAAACCAUCUGUGUGUUUUCAAAAAAAUGAUGCAUUGGAUGCUUCACAUUUACUAGAGUUGAGUAGUCUUAGAACUGUGUGGAUUGGUACAAAUGUGCAAUAUACAAUGAAAGUAUUCUAUGCUUUUUCUCCAUGUGUCAGGGGCAGGGGCAGGGACUGAAGCCUCUUCUUGACUCCCUGUGUGGCCGGAACUGGGGAGGGUGUGGCUGAUGGCUUCCCUGAACAACAGCCCAGUGAUAAUGAGCAAGAGGGGCUAGCAGGCCAGAAACUCCAGUUUCUGGCUCUUGGGCGUCUGCUUCCCCAUGACUCGUCCACCCCAGCUUCAGCCCAGGAAGUUGGUUGGAUGGGCGAAUUCACUGCAGAUGUACCUUUUGAAAGCGAGGGAAAUGUUCAUUUUAAACCUACACAGUGACAGUUCCCCAGUUACAUGACAGUAGUCAUUUUGCCUCUUCCUAUCCUUAUUUUUUUCUAACAUCAGAAGGAGACACAAGAAAAUCUCUCCUGUUCAAUUGUUUCAUUCAGUAACUUCUCAGAGCUCAGGACUGCAGAAGGCUCUGGACUCCUGGGGAUGGUUAGCUUGCAUCUAACCCUGAAAUGGGUAUAUCAUGAGGGAAGGUUAGGUUUUCAGGGAAAAAGGAAUUGCACAGAUUUUUCCAGCCAUUUAUUUCACUCAUUUCUGGGUAAUGGACAUGGAUUUGUUUUCACUGGGGAAGACGGAGGUUUGCAUGUGCUCAGUGUGUGUGCGUGCGUGUGCACCUGUGUGUGCAGCCUCAGAGAGGAUACCUUGUUUACAACAUACAGUUGAUAAAUAAGGGCAUUGCAGCAGUAUGCCAUUUGGAGCAGGGUCUUUCUCAGAGUUUAUCUGUUCUACAUGGGAUGGAUGAACAAUGCACAAUAUUUUUUCUUUUUCCUAUUAAAUUUAAAUUGUCUUUAGAAACAAGUAGAAGUGUUAUAUAUAAAGAGACUGCUUCAUUUCUUAUUGCUAUCCCUACUAUAUUUUUGUUUAUAAAAAAACAAACCUUUUUGGUUUUAUAUUUUAAACAGAAAAACAUUUAAAAAACAUUAGAAGUAGUUUGUAUUUUGACCACCCAAAUAACUACUCUGUCAUUUUUAAAAGUAAUAAUAAGGAAAAGAUGCACACAUACAAACAUGUGAACGGCUAAAAGCCAUGGCCUCCCACAUUGUCUGCUUUCUCUCCUCACAGGCCACCACCAGUGAGCCUCUGGGGAGGGGGAUCAUUUCCUGAAAAGAAGAGAGCAAGGGAGGGAGCUGGAGUGGGGGGCACAGGAAGAGGCACUCCUUUCUUGGCACUCACACUAUGCACAGAACUCGACCCUUUGCUUUCUUCACUUAGUGUUUUAUCUUUGAGAUCUUUCCAUGAAAACAUAUAAAGACCUCAUUCUUCUUAAUAGCUGCUUAGCAUUCCAUUAUCUAUCUCAGUGGGGCUAUAAUUUAUUUGAUUAGUCUUUUAUUAUGAACAUAUAGAGUAUUUCCAGUUUUUAUUUUUAUACACAUAUCUAUAAUUAGCAUCCUUGUACUUCUAUCUUGGCAUACAUUUGUGACUAUAUCUCAGUAUAAAUUCCAAUUUGGAAAAGGAAUUUGCCAGAUUUAAGGCAACGUGCAUUUAACAUUUUGGUAGAGAUUGCCAGAUGAUCUUCAAAAAAACUGAUAAAAAUGGAUACACCUACCAAGAAUGCGGUUGAGAGUGCCAAUUUCUCAGCAAUGGGUAUUGUCAAGCGUAAUACUUUUUUUUCAGUCUAAUUGGUGAAAAGUGAUAUUGCAAUAUUAUGGUGAUUUAGUUUGUUUUAUAAUGAGUGAAGUUGAACAGCUUUUCAAAUGUCUGUUGGUAAUUUCAAUUUUUGUAAAUUUAUGUCCUUUAUACAACUUGCAAAUGGGUUACUUGGCUUUUUCUUAAUUAAUUUGCCUGUGUGCUCAGGCAAACAUACAACUGUCUUAUGUCUUGAAAAUAUUUUUUUUUAUUAUUCGUCUAUUGAUGUUAUUUAUUGGUUCAUUUAUUUAUUGGCAUGUAGAAAGUUUAAAGUUUUGUGUUGUCAAUUUAUCUCUAUUUUCCUUGAUAGAUCCUGGGAUUUGUUUCCAGUUUUAAAGGGUCUUCUCCAUUCUGAGAUUAUAAAUAAACUUACUCAU